Rhagoletis zephyria (snowberry fruit fly) is the source of this 1005-nucleotide messenger RNA. RefSeq lists its product as uncharacterized. The record is from RefSeq and is a predicted model, not a curated record. NCBI's taxonomy places the organism in Eukaryota, Metazoa, Arthropoda, Insecta, Diptera, Tephritidae.
AUCUCAGUUUAUGGACUUGCACUUGCAACUGGAAAAUACUGCUAAGCUUUACUCAGUUGCCAAAAGUAAUUUUGUUUGAAAAACAAUAAGAGCCAGUAAAGAAAAAUAUUAGCUUUGUAUAGUUACUUCCCCAGUAAAAAAUUGCAGCGAGAGCGUAAAAGCAAAAUAGAGCGUAAAAUUGACAAGAAGAGAAAACUAGCAGAAAAAGUUACUGAACACAAGACUAGUAAGAAUUUGCAAGUGAACAGUUGCUGCACUGUUUUGACAUUUCUUUUGAGGUUAAAUUUUUGUGCACAUUGUUAUACAUACAUAUUUGCAAACCGAACGCGUGCAAAUGGGAAAAAUUACGCUGGAGGUGAAAUGCUCACCGGGAACAAUAAAAAGGAUAGAAACCAAUGCUGAAUAUCAACAGGAGGUACUCGCCCAACUCUUUCUGGAAGAACCCUUCGACGAAGUAAGGUUCUCUCCGUCUCAACCAGGCUUUGAAUCAGUUGGUUUUCUUGGACGCAGCGGCAGUCACGUUGCAGCAAAAAGUAUUGAAUCGUAUGAAUUGUUUGGAAGCGGUUGCGGUGGUGUUGGAGCAAAAAGUGUUAAAUCCUCUAGAGUGCUUGCAAGCGGUGGCAGUGGUGGCAGUGGUGAUGGGCCAAACAGUAUUGAAUCCUGUGAAUUGUUUGGAAGCGGUUGCAGUGGAGAUGGAUCAAAUAGUAUUGAAUCCUAUGAAUUGUUUGGAAGGGGUUGCGGUGGUGAUAGAGUAAAAAGUGUUAAAUCCCCUAGAUUUCUUGGAAGCGGUGGCAGUUGAGUUGGAGCAAAAGUAAGUGUGUUUUCUUUAUAUAUGUAUAUAUGUGCACACAUAAUUUCAUAUUAGUAACAAUGGUUUUAUUUUUACAUUUUACAGAGUGUUAAAUCCUCUAGAUGUCUUGGAAGCGGGGGCAGUGGUGUUGGAGCAAAAGUAAGUCGGUUUUCUUUAUAUAUGUACAUAUGUAUGUACAUACAUAAUUUGUUUGU